Phlebotomus argentipes is the source of this 1245-nucleotide messenger RNA. RefSeq names its product baculoviral IAP repeat-containing protein 8-like. The transcript is spliced from 4 exons. Lineage: Eukaryota; Metazoa; Arthropoda; Insecta; Diptera; Psychodidae. The record is from RefSeq and is a predicted model, not a curated record. Gene Ontology annotation, biological process: negative regulation of apoptotic process; regulation of cell cycle; positive regulation of protein ubiquitination. Bases 156 to 1133 code for a protein of 325 amino acids. Gene Ontology annotation, cellular component: spindle microtubule; cytoplasm; nucleus. Gene Ontology annotation, molecular function: cysteine-type endopeptidase inhibitor activity involved in apoptotic process; ubiquitin protein ligase activity.
AUUUGCGAUACAAAGCGCUUUUGGGUGGCAUUUCUGCAGUGGUAUAUUGUGUGAUAAGCAGCGCGUCUCUUCACCAAAGAAUUCUAAAAAUUGAGUGAUACCUCACUACCUCUAGUGUUCUACAAUCUAUAAUCAAGCUGUGAGAGUGAUUGAGGAUGGAAGACUGUGAAAAUUUUUAUCAGCAAGUGGCUCGUCUGCGAAGCUUUGAUUUCUGUCCCUUUAGACUCACUCCGGCAGAGAAAUGCACUCUCUCCAGGGAAGCAUACUUCUACCGAUCGUCCACCAGCUCAAUAGUGUGCAUAAAGUGCCGAGAUUCCUUCAAUUUUGAGUGCUUCAAUGCUACUUUGGAGCAUCAAUGUGGAGCUGCUUCGGCCAGCAGCUCCUGGGAGGACAUUAACAUUCCAAUUCCGUCACCUUGCAUCACACCUAACGAGGAUCUUGCGUCUGAGACUUACCGCCUGGAGACUUUCCUGAAAUAUCCCAUGUUUGAGGACCUGACGGGAGCUGAGGAAAUGGCAUCCAAUGGUUUCUACUUUGACAAGGCGUGGGAUCACAUCAAAUGCUACGCUUGUGGUUUUGGGCUCUCCUUCGUCAACUUCGAGCCCUCCAAUGCCAUCAAAGCUCACAACACGUUCUCUUUGUUGUGUGAGUCUCGCGAGAGUGAUCAGCUUCACGCAAUGAGGAACUUUCUCAAUUCAGAGGAUGGAAAGGAACUUCUCGAGAAUCACACCGAAAAUUCCGUCAAGAGUGUUAUCAAGAAACGGCUGUCAAACUCUCAAUCGCUCAUUGUGGAUGAGGUCAAGAAUGAUCUUAAGGCGCUCAAGAUUAAAGCCAAGGAGGAAGGAGUGCAGCUCAUCGGCAGUGCUGAGAACUGGAAUAUCGCCGAACAGGGAAACAACUCUAUUGAUGAAGACACUGCAGGAACUCUCGCCAGGGACUUGCUCGAUCAAGCAGAGAUUUUGAGAGAGACGCAGAAAGAGAACAAACUAUGCAAGAUUUGUCUCACCGAAGAUAUUUCGAUGGCAUUCGUUCCUUGUGGACAUUACAUCGUCUGUGGAAUUUGCGCUGCAACACUGAAGGAGUGUCCACUUUGCCGCGAAGCCAUCCAGAAAACUCUAAGAAUUUAUCAAUAAAACGCUGAUCAGGGGCUUUAAUGACCAAAAGUAAUUGUCCCACGGAAUUUUGUAUUCGGGCAUUUGCCAAUUUCUAUAGAAAAAUAAUAUAAGCUAAUUGAAUUUAAUAUUC